This is a messenger RNA of Fusarium odoratissimum NRRL 54006, 3056 nucleotides long. RefSeq lists its product as uncharacterized. NCBI's taxonomy places the organism in Eukaryota, Fungi, Ascomycota, Sordariomycetes, Hypocreales, Nectriaceae. Bases 616 to 2220 code for a protein of 534 amino acids. The record is from RefSeq and is a predicted model, not a curated record. The transcript has a single exon.
CAUUCAUCUCAUCUCAUCCAUUCUUCGUCAAUGGUUUAACGUUCGUAUUUCCUCGUUCCCUAUAUUCGGAUCCUUGUUCUUGACUCGAGUCUUUGCGCAACUUUUCUUUAUUAUAUUCUUUGUUCUCUGUCUUUGAUCCGUAUCCUACUUAACACGGCCUUGAUUGGGUUCACACUUCUCCCUUCUUGUGACCUCAUGAUAUUCUAGUAGCUCGAUCUCCGCACUUGAUCUCACUCGGCUUCAUCAAGCGGCAAAAUCUGACGCAUUGGAUUUGACCUUUGAAUCAUCCCAGACUGUGUUUGGCUAUUUCGAGUUCCCUUUUCUGUUAUACUACGCGACGUCCGUUUUUGUUUCAGCUCAUUCUGGGUCUUGCUUCUGCGGCGAUUCUAGAUACUCAGUUGUGGCAAAUCGCUUUCUCAAUACCUUCUUGGCUUUACCAUUUUCUACGGUCCUAGCAAAUUGCAAUUGCAACUUUGGAUAAUUCACUUUACCGGCACUGUUGGUCAAUACUUGGAAAACACUUCAGCAAUACUCUCACGUCUCGGAUUGGCGUUGAGCAGCUCACCAACUUCAUCUACAACCACCAACUCGCAUCUAUGUGCGUAGUCGCUCUUGAUGGUUAUUAUGGCAUCUCCAACGGCAAACUCAACAGACGAUCCUCUUCACGAGCCGCCGGGUAGCAGUAAGCCUGCAAAUAAUGUUGCACAUGACGGUAGACUCAAGCUUGGUGACUUUACCAAGCUGAAUUCGAACAGCCUUACGGACUGGGCCUCCCCCAAGAAUGCAAAGUCUUUCGAUUCAACCCCGUCCCUUGGAAACUUCAAACGGCUCUUCCAGCAAAUCCGUAUCAAUGACAAUGAAUCAUCCCAACAGCAGCGAGAGCCAUUGGCUUCUUCAAAGGUACAGCCGAUCACGAUAUUGAAGCGACCUUCUGUACCGCACUCCACCAACAGUGCAGACAGUAUUCCCAGAUCCUCGGUUGGGCCUAAACAUUCCCAUGAAAAUAACCAUGAGCAAGCAUGUCUUGCCACCUCAAGGCAACCGGACCACAGCCUUGAGGUCCAUAUUGAAUCUGACGGGAUGGCAAGCGAACUCCACAAGAAGCGAACUGGAAAGGCUCUUCGAAUUAAGAAGGAGACUGUUCUGAAGGAAGACAUGUUUGAAGAAGAGGAGAAUGAACCCCUCCAAUCAACCCGGCCCAACUUCGAUCCCAUUACCGACUCAGAGGCUGGAUGCGGUUCUGACACUGAUGUGCUACCUGCCACGUCUUACUCAACUGCUGCCUCAACACCACCAAGCUCAAGCGAGUCUCCGCUUAAGCAUUUUGACGAAACCAAAAAGAGCAAGAAAAGUUCAAAUUCGGGCAAGGGCAAAUCGCAUUCCAGAGAUAGCUCUGAACCCAAUAUAGUGGUCUUGGGUGGCAUUCAAUCGGACCAUGUCAGACAUAUCAUCUCAUAUCAGCAUUUCAAGUAUGGCCCCCUUACUGAGAUUCACAGUAGCGUGCAGACCACGGUGGUCAAGCAUGAGGGCCUCAUGAGAAAGCUCGUCCAUGAGCGUGUCAUAGACUCUAUGAUCUGCAAAGAUUAUCCAACCAUCGCAGAAAAUGGAAUUCAUGUCUUUGUCGACAUGUCCAACAUCAUCAUUGGUUUCCAAAAGGCCCUAAGAGCCAAAUUUGGUUUGCCGGAGUCUUCGCGCUUUGUCCCACUCCCACAAAUGAACCUUGCUUUCUUUCACGAACUUCUCGCUCGCGAUCGAUACGCGGAAUGGCUCAACGUUGGCUGCUCUGUGCGUCCCAACCGCAACGAGCCUUCUUUUGUCCAAGAACUCAAGGAUCUUGGCUACCGCGUCGACCUUCGCAGUCGUCGUCCUGAGCAAUCUGGUGCUGAUGACCACAACACAUUCGAAGCCGGCGGCUUCCGUUAUGUCGAAGACAUGGUUGACGAAACCCUCCAAAUUAGAAUCAGCGAGUCUGUUAUGCAGUAUUUCGAGGAGCCCGGCACGCUUGUCAUCGCUACUGGUGAUGCUCGGCCGGCCAAGUAUUCGGACGGCUUCCUGACACAAGCCCAACGCGCUCUGAAAAUGGGCUGGAGCGUUGAGGUUGUUUCCUGGAAAGCCAGUCUUUCUUCUACUUGGACUACUCUUUUGAGGGACCAGAGCAUCGGCUCCCGAUUCCGCAUCAUCGAACUCGACCAGUUUCUUGACGAACUUUGGAUCUGCUAAACUCAUCCCGUCGCGCCUCCUGCUGAAAUACGCAGGGCCGCUUGAUGGGAGCCUGAUGGGUGCGUGUUUAACGAUCUUGGUCCCAGAACGGACUUUUUGAGAUAUCCCCAUCAUUUGAGGUAACUGAUCUUAAGCUUGCUAUGACUUCUGGACGAUGUGAGAUCUGAUGCCUUAUUUUCUUUUUCUUUUUACCUUCCUACGCAGAAGCAAAGAUUUUGCGUGUUCGUCUCCUCGUCUGCUGUAUUAGGUCUUUAUCCUAAUAUCGCUAGUGGUCUACAUCUAACGACCACUCUCUCCAUAUUGCGUCCCAAACCUUGUUGUUACAUUCUAUUUAACAAUAUACUUGUCAUUCAUGGCGAGCAAACUAUUUCUUAGGUUUUUUUAUGCAUUUGCCAGCCUUAGACAAGUUGGCUGAGGUCUCGAGCGGCACUGCAGCAACUGUGGAACUCGAUUCUGCUUGAUGAGGGGAAAAGCUCUUGGGCCAAUAACUGCGAUGGUACAAAGAUUCAUAUUCUGUUAUGCUUUAUGCAUUAGGAGCAAAUUAUUGGGCUAGCAAGGAGUGCAAUGGGUAUAGUCUUUCAUGAUUAACGAAGUCAUCGACGCGAGGCGGAGGAUUUGGAGGCAAUCACACUCUCUGAUUUAUUUAGGCAAUUCAGCAACGUUGUUUCUUGAGCUCGAUCGUAUUCUGAACUUGAAGUCAUGUUGCAGGGGCCAGAUAUGCUGAGAUUAAGUCACUCAUUCAUUGUUACUUCAUCAUCAAGCUAAAUUCAAGUUCAAAUUGUAUAACGGAUAUUUCAAUUCGAGUAACAAAUACAAAGUGUAAUUCUUUUCUCAUC